UGUUUUUAGGAAGGAUCCGGGAAGGAUUCAAUUAAGUUACAGACUUUCUGCAGGAUUGUUGUCAUCACGAAUGUUUUCAUCAUGCCACGGAUUGAGGCCUGGUUAAUGGACGAUUGCACUGACGACCAAAGACUUCCUCACAAAUUACAACCAAAUCAGCCAGUGACUUUGGAAGGAUUACAGGAAAUCGGAGUUUUUUAUCUAAAGUUAAAUGCCGAUAUCUAUGAAAAUGACCCAGAAUUACAGAAGAUAUGUGAAGAUAGAGGUUACACUUAUAUGGACAUCAUAACUAUCCAUCCAGAUAAACUGCCAAAUUAUGAGGAUAAACUGAAAAUGUUCUAUGAAGAACACCUGCAUGUUGAUGAUGAAAUCCGAUACAUCCUAGAGGGAAGAGCAUACUUUGACGUUAGGGACAAAAAUGACCGCUGGAUACGAAUUGCUAUGACAAAGGGGGAUUUGAUAACACUUCCAGCAGGAAUUUACCACAGAUUCACCCUAGACGAGACUAAUUACACUAAAGCGAUGAGAUUGUUUGCUGGAGAGCCAGUGUGGAAGGCCUACAACCGUCCAGCUGAUGACUUUGAAGUUCGCCAGAAGUACCUGAAUCAGCUCAGAUGAGCCAAAGUUGAUGACAUUAAUGUCAUAGUGCCAUCAGUUCAUUGCAUAUUAGAACUAUGACAUUACUGCAGAUCCUUCAACAAUAUACAUAUUGCCUGGAAUUUUACAACAUUACAAGACUGGAUAUUGAUAACUGGUUCAUACUGACCUAUGCAGUAGUCAUAAUUAAUAUAAUUAUUAAGGAUAAAAAUUGCUUUAGCAUAACAAUGAGACAGACUUGAUAAACACGGAGAGUGAGGUGUAGAUUAGAUAUCUACACACCUGUUUCAACAUAGUUUUACUGUUUUGAUCUGUUAACACAAAUAAAAAUGAACAAAUUAC
This is a messenger RNA of Electrophorus electricus (electric eel), 939 nucleotides long. RefSeq names its product acireductone dioxygenase 1 (gene adi1). Gene Ontology annotation, molecular function: acireductone dioxygenase [iron(II)-requiring] activity. The record is from RefSeq and is a predicted model, not a curated record. Lineage: Eukaryota; Metazoa; Chordata; Actinopteri; Gymnotiformes; Gymnotidae.